Molecule: messenger RNA, 939 nt
Organism: Indicator indicator
Lineage: Eukaryota; Metazoa; Chordata; Aves; Piciformes; Indicatoridae
Product: mas-related G-protein coupled receptor member H-like
Exons: 1
Coding region: 1-939 (312 amino acids)
Biological process (GO): G protein-coupled receptor signaling pathway
Cellular component (GO): membrane
Molecular function (GO): G protein-coupled receptor activity
Source: RefSeq, a predicted model, not a curated record
AUGGAGGUGAACCACAUGGCUCCAGCUCCCACAAUAGCCAUGCUGGAGACUGAGGAAGACCCCUGCAGGGUAGAGGUGACCGACAUGGCCAUCGAUGGAGCCACGCUGCUCAUCUGCCUCUGUGGGCUGCUGGGCAACGCUGCUGUCCUCUGGCUCCUCAGUUUCCACAUCAAGAGGAACCCCAUCACUGUCUACAUCCUCAACCUGGCCGUGGCUGACUUCACCUUCCUCCUCUUCAUGGUCAUCUCCUCCAUCCUCUACAUGAUUGACAACAUCUGCUCUGCUGCAGUCUCCCUGACGUACCUGAGGUCAGUUUUCCUGCUCUCUCUGUUCUCCUACAACAUGGGCCUGUACCUCCUGACUGCCAUCAGCAUCGAGAGGUGUGUCUCUAUCCUCUACCCCAGCUGCCACCGCCCCCAGCACUUAUCAGUCGUGGUGUGUGCCCUGCUCUGGGCUCUCUCCAUCGCUGUCAUUGCUGCGGUGACUUCUCUGUGCCUGCUGCACGAGCACGAGCCCUGCCAGAAGGCUCUCAUCUCCAUGUAUGCCCUCAACUUCCUCAUCUUUGCACCACCCAUGGUCAUUUCCAGCACAAUCCUCUUCAUUAAGGCUCAUUGUGGUUCCCAGCAGCACCAACCCUGGAUGCUCUCCAUUGUUAUCUUCCUCACUGUCCUCUUCUUCCUCCUCUUUGCUCUUCCCCUCAGCAUCUGGAGUUUCCUGCAGCAGUUCAGCUACAUCUUUGCAUCCUCCCAGGUUGUUUUCUUGCUUGCCUGCAUCAACAGCAGCAUCAAUCCCCUCAUCUACUUCUUGGUGGGGAGCUGCCGCAGGCACUGCUCCUUGGUGUCCCUCCAGGUGGCCUUCCGGAGGGUCUUCGAGGAGCUGGAAGACAAGACCACAUGCAGCAAUGAUACCACCAUGGACACACUGCCCCCAGCCUGCUGA